Molecule: messenger RNA, 225 nt
Organism: Penicillium mononematosum
Lineage: Eukaryota; Fungi; Ascomycota; Eurotiomycetes; Eurotiales; Aspergillaceae
Exons: 1
Coding region: 1-225 (74 amino acids)
Source: RefSeq, a predicted model, not a curated record
AUGGCUGGAGGGGUGCAGAUGGGUCCCUGCCAGGUCAUCGCGGGGAGCCAAUGUGGAUUCCUGUUGGCGGAUGGGGCGUCUGUUCUGGAUUCCCUGAGCGAGGUGCAGGAGCCUAUCGACGUUAAGUGGGCAUUUUGCUUACUUGUUCCUCCUCGUGUGAGCAAAUGGCGGACUUUCAAGUGGAGGAAGAAGAAAAAAGACUUGCUGCCAGGUGGACUUGGGUAG